Rotaria sp. Silwood2 is the source of this 780-nucleotide messenger RNA. NCBI's taxonomy places the organism in Eukaryota, Metazoa, Rotifera, Eurotatoria, Philodinida, Philodinidae. The record is from the annotation of a GenBank genome assembly.
AUGGAUUCAGGACCAUUUGUUGAUGUAAUUCCGAUUUUGUUAAGUUAUUUAGACUUCAAAAGUCUCGUUCGUUUAGCACAAACAUGUUGUUUUUGGAAAGAUCGUAUUUAUAACGACUUGAAAUUAUGGCCAAAUAUGAUUGAAUUGCCUUAUAUCGGUCGAAUGGAUGAUGACGGUUUUCAACGUUACGAUCCUGAAACCGUAGUAAAGGAGAAAUUAUGGUCAAUGGUUUUACCUCCAGAUGAUCCAAAAGCUUUGGAAAAAGUUUUGGAGAAGAUGGCAUCCUCCGAAGAGAGUGUGCAACGAUUUCAAUUCGUAGAAAAGACAUAUGAUGGUUAUGGCCACAGUUGUUCAUCAUUUGAAUGUUGUGGUAGUAAUACACCAAAUUAUCACUCGACAUUAGGCUGUCAAUAUACGUAUCAUCAUAAGUGCGCUGACUCAUCAUCAAAUUCGAGACGAUCACAUGAAUUGCAUGACGGUGAUAAAUGGGUCUAUCUUGUUACAUCAUUUUCGUUUAUCGAACAAAUCAAGGAAUUAACAAAUGUAAAUGAUGAUUGGUACUCAAUUUCUACUUCUGAGUAUACUUUUGCGCUAGAAGGAGAACGUCGUGUAUUCGAUGAAGAGUUUGGACUUUGUCACAACGAAGAACGACUUGCUAAGGCAUUGAGAGAUCAUCUCAAUUCAUUUCUUACACUAGCCGAUGUUGAAUUAUCAAGCCAGGGUGUCUCAUUGCAGACACCACGUCUCGUAUGGUUUCAAUUUAUGUUUAUGUUACUUUGA